UUCAACUCUCCACCGCCCUUCAAAACCCCCCAAAUUUUUCAUUGGAUUCCCAAUCGAAUCGAGCAAAACCCUAGAGAACCGGAGCGCGAGAGAAUCCCAAGAGCUUCAUCAUCGUUGCUGCAGCGAUGGCGAUCGGAGAACUAUGGGAAUCCCUGAACAAAUCCAUCGUCGUCUACACUGGCCUCUCGCCGACGACCUUCUUCACCGCGCUUGCCAUCGCCGGCGCUGUUUAUUUCGCUGUUUCUAGCCUUUUCUCUCGCCCUGAGCCUGCUCGUACGCGGGAGGUGAAGAUCGAUGAGCCUGAGCCACUGCCGCCGCCCGUGCAACUUGGGGAGAUCACUGAAGAGGAGCUUAGGGUUUAUGAUGGAUCUGAUCCUAAGAAACCUCUUCUCAUGGCCAUCAAGGGCCAGAUCUACGACGUCACUCAGAGCAGAAUGUUUUACGGACCUGGUGGUCCGUAUGCGUUAUUCGCCGGCAAAGAUGCAAGCAGAGCAUUAGCAAAGAUGUCCUUUGAAGAACAGGAUUUGACCGGGGAUAUCUCAGGCCUUGGACCUUUCGAACUCGAGGCAUUGCAGGACUGGGAAUACAAGUUCAUGAGUAAAUAUGUCAAGGUGGGAACAGUCAAGAAAACCGUUACAGUUCCUGUUGAUGAACCCGCCGAAAUUACUUCUCUAGCUACUGAAAACAAUCCUGAUCAUGCCGCCCCAGUUCAUAAGGCAGAAGCCGAGCAUUGUAGCGAGAGUGGUCCAGUAGAGCAUGUUGUAGAAUCGAAGGAUCGCUCUGCUGAAGUGGAGGAGAAUGCUGUACCGGUCCAUGAAGUAUCAAGCGAAGACAUAUUGAUUGAAUCUGUGGGAAUGGAAGAGGGGCGUGAUGCGGAGGUGAAGGAGCAUGUUGUAUCAGGUCAUGUAGCCGAGGCGGAGGAGGACGGAAAUGAUGCAGAGACGAAGAAGCAUGUUCCGGUGGAACAUAAUGUGAUUCCAAAAGAGGAGCCUCCGGCAAAGCAUGAUGCUGCAGAGUAUGUUACAGUUGAAGAUAUCAAGGAGUGAGUAAUAGUGCAUAAAAUAGUUUUCAGAUAAUGGUAAAUCAAUGUGAAUGAUAUUAUAUAAUACCCGUUUGGUUGUGGUUUUCUUCUUGUAUACAGACUUUGCUUGAUGUUAUAGAAAGUAUUAUUAUUCAA
This is a messenger RNA of Dioscorea cayenensis subsp. rotundata (Guinea yam), 1177 nucleotides long. Its product is annotated as membrane steroid-binding protein 1-like. The transcript has 2 exons. The record is from RefSeq and is a predicted model, not a curated record. NCBI's taxonomy places the organism in Eukaryota, Viridiplantae, Streptophyta, Magnoliopsida, Dioscoreales, Dioscoreaceae. The coding region runs from base 126 to 1046 and encodes 306 amino acids. Gene Ontology annotation, cellular component: endomembrane system; membrane.